Messenger RNA from Asparagus officinalis (garden asparagus), 1477 nucleotides. RefSeq names its product methionine aminopeptidase 1B, chloroplastic. The transcript is spliced from 10 exons. Gene Ontology annotation, molecular function: metalloaminopeptidase activity. NCBI's taxonomy places the organism in Eukaryota, Viridiplantae, Streptophyta, Magnoliopsida, Asparagales, Asparagaceae. Gene Ontology annotation, biological process: proteolysis. The record is from RefSeq and is a predicted model, not a curated record. The coding region runs from base 53 to 1147 and encodes 364 amino acids.
AAUAUCUCUAGGCAAAGUUUCAAACUUUAUCCAAACAAAUUUUCCUCGUCGAAUGGCAGCGAGAUGUCCAGUCACCGGCCUGAGCUUUGCACCGCCGUCGUCUUCUUCUUUCAGAAGCCACCCUGAAAAAUAUUUCCUCGUCGGCCAACCCGUAAAGUCCACGCUUCCUAUUGCUUCUGCAGGGAAAGCUACUAGAGAGAAGUGUAACUUUAUUGUAUCGAAAAGACUGUCUGGGUUGGAGGAAGCCAUGCGAAUUAGAAGGUCUAGAGAGCUUCGAGAUUCAGAGAAAGUAAAGAAGAGACCUCCAUUAAGGCGUGGAAAAGUCUCUGGUCGGCUUCCUGUGCCGGACCACAUUCUGAAACCUCCUUAUGUUGGCUCGAACCUAUUGCCGGAACUCUCCAAAGAACAUCAAAUACACGAUGAUGAGGGAAUUGCUCGCAUGAGAGCUGCUGGUGAGCUUGCUGCCCGUGUUUUGGAAUUUGCAGGAACAAUGGUCAGGCCAUCUAUAACAACCAAUGAAAUUGAUAAAGCAGUGCACAACAUGAUCAUUGAUGCGGGUGCUUAUCCUUCCCCACUUGGGUAUGGUGGCUUUCCCAAAAGUGUAUGCACAUCGGUCAAUGAAUGCAUGUGUCAUGGAAUUCCUGACACACGGCAGCUUCAGGAUGGUGAUAUAAUAAACAUUGACGUGACAGUCUACUUAAAUGGAUAUCAUGGAGACACCUCAAAAACAUUUCUCUGUGGAAAUGUAAACGAGAAUGCAAAGCGCCUUGUGAAGGUCACUGAAGAAUGCUUGGAAAGGGCUAUUUCUGUCUGCAAAGAUGGUGCUAGUUUCAAGAAGAUUGGCAAGAGGAUAAGUGAACAUGCUGAAAGGUUUGGGUUUGGUGUGGUGGAGCGUUUUGUUGGCCAUGGUGUUGGGACUGUAUUUCACUCUGAACCAAUCGUCAUGCAUAAUCGUAAUGAUGGACCUGGCCGUAUGGUUGAAGGCCAAACCUUUACCAUCGAACCUAUUCUUACCCUGGGAACCAUCGAGUGCGUUACAUGGGAUGAUGGAUGGACUACUCUUACAGCGGAUGGCAGCCUUGCUGCACAAUGUGAGCAUACACUAUUGAUUACUAGGACAGGCGCCGACAUUUUGACAAAGUGCUAAAAUGUGGCAAAGGUCUGUAUUAGCUGGCAUCUGACUGUAUUUUUACAGGGAGAGAGAGCUGUACAUAGUUCAAUAAUUAAACAUCUUUAUUUUAAGGAACAAAGAGAAAGGGCAUUUGUUAGCAGUUACUAGUUUUCCGAAUUUUUAGCAGGUUCUGUUGUGUUGAAUAUAAUUGUAUACCUCAAGUUAGCUCUGCGCAGCCAAUGUUAUGUAUAGAUUCACAAGGUUAGAGCUUUCACAGAUAGUUUAUGAAUGUUGCUGUUGGUGAUUGUAUUUUUGAACAUUGUCACUAAAUAUUGUUGUGAUAUGAUAAUCUGCACUUUUAGUAGA